Molecule: messenger RNA, 2064 nt
Organism: Rasamsonia emersonii CBS 393.64
Lineage: Eukaryota; Fungi; Ascomycota; Eurotiomycetes; Eurotiales; Trichocomaceae
Product: C-5 cytosine methyltransferase DmtA
Exons: 3
Coding region: 1-2064 (687 amino acids)
Cellular component (GO): nucleus
Molecular function (GO): methyltransferase activity
Source: RefSeq, a predicted model, not a curated record
AUGUCGCUGGCCAGAUGUCUUUUAACUCUGGUGCUCAUCAGCUUUUUCUCACUGGAGCCUCUAGGACAUAUGAAUCUCCUUCACUUCUAUGAAGGCAGCGACAAAUUUACUCAAUGCCCUCCUAAUACUUGGUUUCAUGGCCGUAUGGUUAUUGAAUCUGUCUCUGAAAGCAUUCGCCGUCACCAUGUUAUCAGAAUAGACAGUGAUGGAAGUACCUCCAAGCUGGCCAAUGAUGCAGGCAGUAAAGGAAGAAAACACUAUGGAACUAAGGAUAUACCUGUCGUUGACCUGACUGAGGAAGACCGAGAUGUUUUCUUCGGUAAGACUUGUGGCCACCAGAGGGAAAUCCCUGAGCAGGCACACACAUCGAACGUCAGUCAAUCGUCGCCGGACGUUAUAGAUUUGAUAAGCGACUCCGAGUCCGAGUUCGACCCUGGCGACUACCUGACGGACGAGGGAAUCGAGGAACUCUUGCGAAGCUGGAACGAUGAGCAGCCAGCGUUCGUGGCAGCACCUCCAUCGCGGAGGGUGGUAAGCUUCACCUUCUACACUGGCAUGAUCUUGGAGCCGGGCAUGUCAGUCGAGCUUUGCACGGGCAGGUUUCUUCGAAUCGACCAGGUGGUCGAGGACGAUCAGGGUAUUUUUCUGCGGGGCAAACAUUUCGCUACGCUCGAAAGCCUGGGCAGUCAGUUUCCAAAGUGGAAGAGAGAACUGUGCUGGGUCGUGAGAGAAACUCCCGAUGGAGGAGAGGUGCCGGAUGAAGAUGUGCCCGUUACGGAGGUGAAGAGGAUUCGGACGAUUCACCUGACGAACCGUCGCCAUACCGAUCCCAACGGCACCCAGACACCACACUCGUGCGCCUAUUUUUGCCGUCUCAAACGAUUGAGUGUCUCUAAUACUGACGUCGCCAUUCGUUACCUGACGCCCGAGGAAGCAGACGAAGGCUUUAAAGUGCCGUCGGCUCUUCUACGGUCCAACUGGAGGGGGGAGACGCGCCCUUUUGGCAGCAUUGAUAAGCCGGCCAGAGAAAUUAUCGACGUCGAUACUGGACGCUCUGUGCAAUUGCCUGUCGACUCGAGUGACGAAAACACAAGACAGUACUCGUUUGGAGACAGCUUUUGCGGAGCAGGAGGAGUGUCGUGCGGCGCGAGAGAAGCUGGUUUAUACGUCAAAUGGGGAUUCGACCACAAUCCGGCGCCGGCGUCGACGUUUGCGAUGAAUUUCCCAAACGCCCUCUGCGAACUUGCCGAUUUCUCUGAAUUUUUGACCAUGUCGUCGAAGGAGAUACGGGUGGAUGUCUGCCACAGUUCGCCGCCAUGCCAGACCUGGUCUGCGGCGCAUACGAUUGAAUCAGCGAAUGACGAUAAGAACUCGGCGCUGAUCUUCUCGGCCUUCAACCUGAUCGGGAAAAUCAAGCCCCGGAUUCAUACGAUGGAGGAGACGGUCGGGCUGAUCGAGCGGCACAAGGAGGAGUUCAACUGUAUUGUGCACGACAUCAUCGAGCUGGGGUAUUCCAUCCAUUGCAAGGUGGUCAACUGCUGUGACUAUGGAGUUCCGCAGAAGCGAAAACGGCUAAUUUUGAUCGCAGCUGGACCGGGCGAACAACUCCCACGAUUCCCGAAGCCAACCCACGGCCCUCCAGGAUCUGGUCUGCAGCAAUAUGCGACUAUUGCGUCUGCCAUCUCUAACAUACCCGCCAACGCGGAGGACCACGAUGUGCAACGAGCACUGGAACGCGGGUUUCGCUACGGACACAAAGCGCCUUACGACCCGAAUACCUGGGCCAAGACGAUCACCUGCAGCGGGGGCGAAGGGAACUACCAUCCGAGCGGGAAGCGCAACUACACGAAUCGAGAGUACGCAUGUUUGCAGACGUUCCCGAUGGACUACAAGUUCUACGCCAAGGGGGUGGUCAAGCAGAUCGGCAACGCGGUUCCGCCGCUUCUGUCGCAGACGAUUUACCGGGCGAUCAUCCAGUCUUUGCGCGAGACGGACGAGGCAGAGAUGCGGGCUGCACGGGCGGAGGCAGAAGAACGGGCAGCACGGACUAUCUCACUCCUCUGA